Mollisia scopiformis is the source of this 1313-nucleotide messenger RNA. Its product is annotated as sure-like protein. Gene Ontology annotation, molecular function: nucleotidase activity. Bases 123 to 1313 code for a protein of 396 amino acids. The transcript has 3 exons. The record is from RefSeq and is a predicted model, not a curated record. Lineage: Eukaryota; Fungi; Ascomycota; Leotiomycetes; Helotiales; Mollisiaceae.
CCGGAAUCUUGGGACCUGCAGCACAACUUUCCCAGGUACAAAAGAUCAACAUCCUCUGACCAUGAAACAAUAUCCUCAAAAGUGUAACUGUGUCAUAGUCCAGAAGAAAAUAUUCAUCCAAGAUGCGCCUCGCUAAAUUCUAUGCUGCACUUGCAGCUAUAGCAAAUCUUUUUCAAAUCAACGCAUUGAACAUCCUCAUCACCAAUGACGAUGGAUUUGGGGUCUCCAACAUACGUGAACUUUACAAAGCUGUCAAAGCACUCGGCCACAAUGCUUAUAUAGUAGCCAGCGCGAGUGACAAAAGUGGCACUGGGGGAUCGUUAUCGUUUGCGACCACUGCUAAUUUGACGGCUGAUACACAAUAUGGCAUUGUCAAAGCAGGUGCUCCAUCAGUUGGCGCUGACCCAAACGAUUCUCAUAUCUGGUAUUACAACGGUACACCAAGUGUUUGUGUGAUGGUAGCACUAGACUACAUCCUUUCCACAUUCGCCAACUUCAGUACUCCUGAUUUAGUUCUGUCAGGCCCCAACUAUGGAGACAAUCUCGGAGACUUUGCAUACACGGGAUCUGGAACUAUUGGAGCAACGUAUUUCUCAAUCGGUCGUGGGAUUCCCGCUAUUGCUUUCUCGGCCAAUUACCCCACCACUACCCCGUACUAUGAAGUCAAUACGACGACCAAAGCAGGACUGAAGGACCCAGCUACUAUUGCUGCAGAAUUGGCAGCGAACUUGGUACAGAGCUUAGUUGCGAAAGCCAACGGAAGCAGAAUUUUGCCAUUGGGAUAUGGGUUGAACGUCAAUAUGCCCUACAUUACUUCCUUCGACAAUAGCUCUUGUGUUGAUCCGCCUCUCAUUCAUACGAGACUCACUGGAGACGCAUGGAGCUAUGGAGUUAAAUUUAAUGCUUCCACCGGACUCUUCACUGCUGGAUUGAAAGUUGGAAACGACGCAACUGGCAUCAAUGUCUGCAUCAAUGGAGAUUGUACACUGAUUGGAGAGACCGCUCUCAUCGCUAAGGGAUGCUAUUCCUCCGUCAGCGUCUUUACGGUGGACUAUGACGCACCGAAUUUUGGAAACAAUGUGGUUGACGAGACGAAGCUGUUGGGGGCUUUGGUCCAGAAUUUGAAUUCGACGAGUCUCAUCGGAGGUCUCAAUGCAACGGCGACGGCCGGAAGGAAUGCGAGUGUUACGACGCCCACCGCAACAUCUUCCGUCAUAACAAACGAUGCUAGUGCUGCAAGGUGGACAAGGUACAGUGGAACAGCGGCAAGUCUGUGGCUCGUUAUUGGGGUCUUUCUUCUAUGCUCAUUCUGA